AUGUCUGCCAAGUUUGUUUCGAUCCUCGUCGUCCUUCUCGCCGUCGUCGCCUUAACGGAAGCCCAAUAUGGUUACGGAGGUAAAUUUGAAAAGAAGUUGGAGACUUUUGAGCAGUUGGUAGUGCUGGGAAGACUAUUGCCCUCACAUCAGAUUGAAAAGACUUUCUCAGUUUUUUGAAAAUAAGUUUCAAUAAGUCAGGACUUUAAAACAAUGAAGGUGCUAAAGCUCAUUUAAAUAAAGAUCUUCACAUUUUCGAAGCUAAGAAGUACCUAAAUUACCGCUUCGUGGAAAAAGAAAAUGAAAAGUUGAAUUUUUAGACAAAAUUUGAGAGUUAGAAAUGGUGCAAUAGACAGAGUUUUAACAAUGAAAUAAAAAUUGACUGGAAAAUUGGAAAUUAGAGUCAAUAGGUCCGCGGCAUCUCAAAAAGAAGUUAGAAAAGAGAGAUUGUUUUUUUUUCUUCUACAGGCUGCUCUUUCAUUCAUUUUCAUGAUCUCUUCUCUUCAGUUUUUUCAAGCUUUCCAUUUCCAGGUGGCAUGUACGGCGGCGGCAUGUAUGGCGGUGGACCUUAUGGAGGAGGCUACGGUCGCGGGAUGUACGGUGGCGGAUACGGUCGUGGAAUGUAUGGCGGAUACGGUCGUGGAAUGUACGGAGGCUAUGGCCGUGGCAUGUACGGUGGUGGCUACGGCCGAGGACUUUUGGGCGGCGGCUACGGACCCGGAAUCUUCGGCCUCGGAAAAUAA
This is a messenger RNA of Caenorhabditis auriculariae, 740 nucleotides long. Lineage: Eukaryota; Metazoa; Nematoda; Chromadorea; Rhabditida; Rhabditidae. The record is from the annotation of a GenBank genome assembly.